Messenger RNA from Cavenderia fasciculata, 774 nucleotides. RefSeq names its product nicotinamide-nucleotide adenylyltransferase. Gene Ontology annotation, molecular function: nicotinate-nucleotide adenylyltransferase activity; nicotinamide-nucleotide adenylyltransferase activity. Gene Ontology annotation, biological process: NAD+ biosynthetic process. The transcript has 3 exons. Lineage: Eukaryota; Evosea; Eumycetozoa; Acytosteliales; Cavenderiaceae. The coding region runs from base 1 to 774 and encodes 257 amino acids. The record is from RefSeq and is a predicted model, not a curated record.
AUGACACAAGACUAUAUAUUCCCAAUCGAUAAAUUAGAUCAAGAAUGGAUGACAGAUACAAAGAACAAGGAUAUUCAACCAGUUGUUUUACUAGCAUGUGGAUCAUUCAAUCCAAUCACAUUUAUGCAUUUAAGAAUGUUUGAGAUUUGUAAAGAUUGGUGUAAUAAUCAUACAGGAGACAAUGGAAAGAAAUAUCAUGUGAUAGGAGGAUACAUGUCACCUGUUGGUGAUGCCUACAAGAAAGCAACAUUGAUUGCAGCACACUAUAGAUUGCAGAUUGUUAAUUUAGCUGUCAUGUCAUCGGAAUGGGUCAUGAUGGACAAGUGGGAGUCUAUGAACCUAGAUUUCACGCCGACAAGACAGGUUCUCGAUCACUUUCAUCUCUAUGUAAAUAAUCAUUUCAAACAAAUUAUGGAUCCUGCUUCCUAUAGACCUGUUCAAAUUAAGUUGAUAUGUGGUGCCGAUUUAUUGGCAUCUUUUAAUGUACCAAAUCUUUGGGAUGAAGAAGAUAUGAAAAUCAUAACAUCAGAUAAAUAUGGUAUUAUUUGUAUUGAAAGACCAGGAACCAAUUUCCAAGAGAUUUUAGAUGCCAAUCCUAUUUUACAAGCCAACAAGAAUAAUAUUUAUCAUGUUCCCGUUGGUAUAACAAAUGAUCUUUCAUCGACAAAGAUUAGAGAUAUGAUAUCAAAGGGUUUAUCAAUUAAUUAUCUCACCGAAGCUCCUGUCAUUGACUACAUUCACAAGAAUAAUUUAUAUGGUUAUCAAAAGAAAUAA